Messenger RNA from Ipomoea nil (Japanese morning glory), 724 nucleotides. Its product is annotated as PLAT domain-containing protein 3-like. NCBI's taxonomy places the organism in Eukaryota, Viridiplantae, Streptophyta, Magnoliopsida, Solanales, Convolvulaceae. The record is from RefSeq and is a predicted model, not a curated record. The coding region runs from base 75 to 605 and encodes 176 amino acids. Gene Ontology annotation, molecular function: protein binding. The transcript is spliced from 2 exons.
CUUAUUGCACUUGUCAAGCUCACCACUCUCACAAACCCAUUCCUGAUACACAAACAGAGAAACUUCAAGAAGCCAUGAAAAUUAUCUUCUUCUUCAUCAUCUUCUUCUCCAUCGCCGUCUCUUCCAUUCUUGGAUCUCCACCGGAUUGUGUGUACACGGUUUUUGUGAGAACUGGAUCGAUCGUGAAAGCGGGGACAGAUUCGAACAUUACAUUGACUCUGUUCGACGCCGAUGGGUAUGGUAUCAGGAUCAACAACCUGGAGACUUGGGGCGGGCUUAUGGGCCCGGGAUACAACUAUUUCGAGAGGGGGAACCUGGACAUCUUCAGCGGGCGCGGGCCGUGCCUGUCUCGGCGGGUCUGCUACAUGAACCUCACCUCCGACGGCACCGGCCCGCACCACGGCUGGUACUGUAACUACGUGGAGGUCACCGUCACCGGAGUCCACCAGGCGUGCUACCAACAGCUAUUCACGGUGGAGCAGUGGUUGUCCACCGAUACGUCGCCGUAUGAGCUCACCGCCAUCAGAAACAUUUGUGAAUCUGAUGCCGCUAAGUCUCUUCCCGUCGGCGCCUCUGAAACUGCUGGAAUUGUAGCUGUCAUGUGAGAGAGUGGUGUUGGACUUUUGUAUCAAUGUCACAUGGGCUGUUCCGGACUUGGGCCCGAGUUCUCAUAUUCGGCCCUCUUCGUACUUUUGAAAUAAUGAAUUUUGUUUUUUUGGUGUCA